Molecule: messenger RNA, 1986 nt
Organism: Coregonus clupeaformis (lake whitefish)
Lineage: Eukaryota; Metazoa; Chordata; Actinopteri; Salmoniformes; Salmonidae
Gene: slc25a24l
Product: solute carrier family 25 member 24, like
Exons: 10
Coding region: 365-1699 (444 amino acids)
Biological process (GO): transmembrane transport
Molecular function (GO): calcium ion binding; ATP transmembrane transporter activity
Source: RefSeq, a predicted model, not a curated record
ACCAGUGGCCGGUCAGUUUGUCUGUGCACAGCGCUACUACUUCUGGUGGACAGUGGUGGAAGUGCAGGCUCGUGUCUUUACGGUAGGGUACCGCGUCAUCAUCAUAUCUAGUGCCAUAGAGGAGCAUCUACCACGUUGAAGACAUGCUCACUCGGGCUGCCGGUGAAGACAUGCUCACUCGGGCUGCCGGUGCUAAUGACUCAGCGUUCACAUGCAAAGAAAGAAAAGAAAGCUCAUUGCCUUUGCACCUUAAUAGCCUGUAGUUGCAGUAGUACUAAGACAGAAGAGAAUUGAUGCUAUAUAUAUAUCUAUAUAUGCAUUUCAAUAUUUAUUGUCAUAAAAAAAUAUGUAUUAUUGAAGAAUCAUGGAUCAGUUUCGUGGUUUGUUUGUGAAACUAGACAAGAAUAACGACGGGUCUAUAUCAGUGGAAGAACUUCACAAUGAGAUGAAAAAAACUGGAAUUCUGGCUGCAGAUCAGAAGGCUCAGAUUAUCGUUAAUAACUAUGACCGAAACAAGGAUGGACGUUUAGAUUAUGACGAGUUCCUAAGAUAUAUGAGGGACAGAGAGAAGAAGUGGAGAAUUCACUUUAAUGCCCUUGACAAGAAUGAAUGCGGGGUCAUUGGCCAGGAGGAAAUCAUAGAUCUGUUUAAGGAGUUGGGAGUGAACAUAUCAAAGCCGAAUGCAAAAAGAAUAAUACAAAUGAUGGAUGAGGACAGUUCUAUGACCGUGGACUGGGGAGAGUUCCUACAGCACGUCAUCCUCAACCCUGCAGAGAACCUGGGAGAACUGGUCACUUCAUGGAAACACACUCUGGUGUUUGACGUGGGUGAGAGCCGGACCAUGCCCAUGGAGCUGCCCCAGGACGUGUCAGCAGGCUCGGGGCUGUGGAGGAGUUUCGUCCUGGCUGCAGGGCUGGCCGACGCCGUGUCCAGAACACUGACUGCUCCCAUCGACCGCCUCAAGACACAGCUACAGGUGUAUGGAUCCAAGGCAUUCUCUCAGGGAUUCAGAGAGCUAAAGGCAGGUGGUGUGAGGUCUAUGUGGCAGGGAAAUGCUGUGAACGUGCUGAAGGGAACCCCCCAGUCGACUCUACAGUGCCUCAUCUACGCUCAGAUGAAGGUGUACACCCUGGGCUGGCAGCAGGAGAGCGUGUCAGUACGGCAGAGGUUUGGGCUGGGCUGUGUGUCUGGGGCGGUGGCUCACGCCGUCUUCUACCCUCUAGAGGUGCUAAAGGUGAGACUGAACCUAUGGGCAGGCACCUACAGCGGGGUGGUGCAGUGUGCCCGUUCCAUCUACAGGAAUGAAUCUGCUGCAUCCUUCUACAGGGGCUUCGGACCCAGUAUCCUCUGUAUGAUCCCCUACGCUGGGGUGCAGUGUGCUGUUCACCAGUCCAUUAUGAGCUGGGCUAAGACCCACCCGGACUACAGCAGUGACUCCCAGCUCUUCUUCUUCAGUUUGGUGGCCUUCUCUGCUGGACAGAUGAGCAGCUAUCCUCUAGCUGUGAUCAGGACGCAGCAGCAAGCUCAGGCUUUCAGUUCAACUUCACCCACAACUGUUCUUCAGGGGUUCACAGGCAUCUAUGAGAGACAUGGAAUACGAGGAUACUACAAUGGGAUGGGGGCCAGUUUCGUCCGGGCGAUUCCAUGUGCUCUGUUGAACUACACCUUGAUGAAGAAACUCGACACAAUGCUUUCCUGAUUCAGAGUGAUAGUCAAUUAUCAUUUUUUUGUAUGUUUUUGUGAAUGAUUUGAUGUAAUACUCUGUACACAACAACAACCUUAAAACUUGCUGCCUUUGUCAAUAAACUGUCCCAAAAUACUUCAAAUCGCAAUGAACUACCAAAUAGUUAUGUGCAAGGACAUUGCACAGAUCAUACAUAAACAUACUAAAAAAAGGCUUGUUGUUGGAGGACUGAUUGGGGACCAAUCUCCAGCCUGACCAAACCUUUGUUGACCCCUAUAGUCAUUAAAUCAGUGUGAAGUAUC